AUGUUAACUUAUAUACUAUAUAUAUUGCUACUAUGUGAAUUUAUUAUUUGAUUAAUGCAACAGGCCUAUAGGCCAGGAAGACGGAGGAGGAGGCAUGACCAUCAUUUAUAUUUAUUUAUAUGCAUAUAAGAUAUUCUUAACUUAUAAUUAAUCAUCUAACGAUGAAGUUUAGAAAAGAGCCAUUCAACAUGUCCAAAAAUUUCCUCCUUACUAUGUUUCAAUGUGCUAUUGUUCUGAUCACCCUACUUUUAGUGCAGGCACAGUCACAAGCUCAAACAGGGUUCAUUAGCAUUGACUGUGGAUUAUCAGAGACCUCAAGCUACACAGAUGAAACAACAGGUCUAGCUUACAUUUCCGACACAAACUUCACGGAUGCUGGUGAAAACUACGAAAUAACACCUACUCACAAAUUAAUAACCGAUGAAAAGCAGCUUUGGAAUGUGAGAAGCUUCCCUGAAGGAACCAGAAACUGUUAUACUCUCAAACCUAUGAAUGGGAGUGGUGAACUGUACUUGAUCCGAGCAAGGUUCAUGUACGGAAACUACGAUAACAAAAACAGUAUCCCAUCCUUCGAUUUGUAUAUUGGGGGUGACCUUUGGAGUAGUGUAUUGCUAAAGUAUUCGUGGAGUAUUCAAAAUGAAGAGAUCAUGCAUACUCCAUUGUCAGAUCACAUUCAUGUUUGUCUAGUCAAUACAGGUUUCGGUGUUCCAUUCAUUUCAGCCUUGGAGUUAAGGCCUUUACACAACGAAACAUAUGUAAGUGAAUUACCAGCAACAUCAUUACUUCUCCAUGAACGCCUUGAUUUUGCUUCGGCUACCAAUCGAACCACCAGGUACAAAGAUGAUGUUUAUGAUCGGUUGUGGUCACCACUCAAAACAGAGGUGUGGAAGCCAAUAAAUGUCUCUCUCACGGAUGAAAACGCUAUAUCCACCAAUAUAUUUGAGCCACCAUCGGCUGUGAUGAGCACUGCAUAUACACGAAAUAAUAGUAUCAGCUACAUGGGAUUAAACUGGAAAAAUUUAAAUACUUCUUCCAGAUAUUUAUUCUUUAUGCACUUUGCAGAACUAAAGAAGCUCAAAAAUAACCAAACAAGAGAGUUUGAUAUCUUCAUCAAUGGAAACUUGUGGUUCGAAUCUCUAGCUCCACUCUACUUGAAGCAAAACACAAUCUACAGUUCUAAAGGCAAGUUCCCCGACAUUGAAGGAAAUAUUCAGAUUUGGUUUAACAAAACCUCAAAUUCAACUCUACCACCCCUUGUAAAUGCCCUCGAGAUUUAUGUUUUGAAGGAGAUGUUGCAACAAGAAACAGAGCGAACAGAUGUUGAUGCUAUAUUGAAUAUUAAGACCGUGUAUGAAGUGAAGAAGAAUUGGCAAGGAGAUCCUUGUGUUCCUGUGACUUACGUCUGGGAUGGUCUUAAUUGUACCUAUAAUGAUACAUACAGUAGUUCAUACAAAAUUACAUCCUUGGAUUUGUCUUCAAGUGGAUUAGUGGGGGAGAUUUCUCCUUACAUUGCCAAUUUAACCAUGUUACAAAACUUGGAUCUAUCAAACAACAGCUUAACUGGGACGGUCCCUGAAUUUUUGGCUCAACUCUCAUUCUUAAGAGUCUUAAACUUAAAAGGAAACAAUUUCACGGGUCCGCUUCCACCUUCACUUCUUGAAAGAAUCAAUAACGGUCUAUCAUUAAGUGUUGAUGCCAAUUUGAAUAAUAAUUCAUCAUCACCCACGAAUGAAACAUCAUCAUCAUCUUCACUAUGUUACUGGUGCAGAAAGAACAAGUUUGCGGCUCCCUUAUUUUCAACAAUUGGUCUUCUAUAUUUUGUACUAUAGCCAAAUAGUAUUGCUCACCAUCUAUCUCUUGUACUGUUUUUCCAUCAUUUUUUUUUCAGAAUAAUAAUAAUAAUUAUUUGCUUAUGUGGUAAAUUAAAUAAUAAGAAUAGGCAAAAAAAAAAAAAA
Messenger RNA from Cannabis sativa, 1955 nucleotides. RefSeq names its product probable LRR receptor-like serine/threonine-protein kinase At1g05700. Gene Ontology annotation, molecular function: protein binding. Lineage: Eukaryota; Viridiplantae; Streptophyta; Magnoliopsida; Rosales; Cannabaceae. The transcript has 8 exons. The record is from RefSeq and is a predicted model, not a curated record. Bases 162 to 1829 code for a protein of 555 amino acids.